Molecule: messenger RNA, 469 nt
Organism: Pyricularia grisea
Lineage: Eukaryota; Fungi; Ascomycota; Sordariomycetes; Magnaporthales; Pyriculariaceae
Exons: 2
Coding region: 44-244 (66 amino acids)
Source: RefSeq, a predicted model, not a curated record
CCAGCAUCCACUGGGAAAAAGUGAAGAAAAAAAUUUGCAGCGAAUGGAGGGAGAAAUGAUUGGAUAUAAGAACAAAGCAUACAACUCUUGUAUUUGUCAAGAUUCCAGACUUUUUCGCUCUUACCUGACUCAUCUGAUAGGUGACACGUGGUUGACAUCAGCCUACUACUCAAGAAAGUACACAAACCCCAAAGGAUGCGCAGUGACGCCGUUGAAGAGCUUGGACACUCAAUCACAGGGAUGAGUUCUGCAGACUGGACCUUCGAUGCGUCUGUUGAUGUCGGCAGGGACUGCUCGGGUUUACGGGAUGUGCCGUCCCUGGUCAAAUAGUCUUGGUUGUAACAUGCAACGUUGGCAACUCAGAUGGUGGCUUUUCAUUUGAGGCCUUGCGAUUUGAGGGACCUUGCCAACCAACAUGAAUGUCUGGUUCAAUCGCCGUCAAAUCGCCAUCUAUAAUACUCAGUCGAGG